GUCAGGUCAAAGGUUGGAAGCUGAGUACUUUCAGAAGAAAGACAAAACGUUUCGUGAUUCUGAUCUGCCAGUGUUGUGAAAAUCAAAGGAGGUUCAAACUCACCAAGUGAAUAUGAGAAAUCAAAAUCCUUCCCCUAAUCCACAACCUGGAGAUUUGAUUGAAAUAUUCAAGGGUAUGUAUAGCCACUGGGCCAUCUACAUUGGAGAUGGAGAGGUCAUACAUUUAACUUCAGAUGGAGCGAGUGCAGAUGUUAGUGUUCGAUUCUCUAGCUCUGCAAAAACUGCUGUGGUUAAGAGGGAACCUUUUGAUACGGUGGUUGGAAGCAAUGAUUGGCAUAUCAACAAUUCGGACGGAAAACGGAAACCUUUACCCAGUGACGAUAUAAUAAAAAAGGCAAAAGCAAUGGUUGGACAGAAAGUGUGUUACAAUGUAAUAAAACAAAACUGUGAGCACUUUGUUAACUCACUUCGGUAUGGAGAAAGUGUAUCAGACCAGGCUACUGCUGUUACUUCAGUUGCCAGCAUUUUUGCAUGUGCUAUUGCUAUUGUUGCUGCUGUAUUGCUGCGUCGUCCUUUAUCAUGAAGAAGACGGCGCUGAAAGUGAUUGCUGAUGAGGAACAGAG
Molecule: messenger RNA, 623 nt
Organism: Pristis pectinata (smalltooth sawfish)
Lineage: Eukaryota; Metazoa; Chordata; Chondrichthyes; Rhinopristiformes; Pristidae
Product: phospholipase A and acyltransferase 3-like
Exons: 4
Coding region: 113-583 (156 amino acids)
Biological process (GO): N-acylphosphatidylethanolamine metabolic process
Cellular component (GO): cytoplasm
Molecular function (GO): A2-type glycerophospholipase activity; glycerophospholipid phospholipase A1 activity
Source: RefSeq, a predicted model, not a curated record